Colletotrichum truncatum is the source of this 951-nucleotide messenger RNA. RefSeq names its product hscarg protein. The record is from RefSeq and is a predicted model, not a curated record. NCBI's taxonomy places the organism in Eukaryota, Fungi, Ascomycota, Sordariomycetes, Glomerellales, Glomerellaceae. Gene Ontology annotation, cellular component: nucleus.
AUGGCCAAGAAGAUCAUUACUGUGUUCGGUGCCACUGGUGCCCAAGGUGGCAGCAUCGUUGAUACAUUCGUGAACGACCCCAAGCUCAAGGAUGAGUGGACUGUCCGCGGCGUCACUCGUGAUACGACCAAGGAUUCUGCCAAGGCGUUGGCAGCCAAGGGUGUGGAAGUCGUCAGUGCUGAUCUCAAUGACAAGGCCUCGCUGGUUACUGCCGUCAAAGGCUCCGCAGCUGUCUUUGCGGUGACCAACUACUGGGAAUCGCUGAACAAGGACCUCGAAACCCAGCAGGGCAAGAACAUUGUCGAUGCUGCUCAGGAGGCUGGCGUCGAGCACUUCAUCUUCAGCUCGCUUCUCGAUAUCAACAAGCUCACCAAUGGAGUACUCCCCGAUGUUUACCACUUUGACAGCAAGGCUGCCGUUGAGGAGUAUGCGCGUACCCUCUCCCUCCCCUCAACCUUUUUUCUUCCCGGUUUCUAUGCAUCCAAUGUGCCAGGCGGACUGCUCCGACCUACGCCCCCAGACAACGCGUGGGCCCUCAACCUACCCAUCCCCGAAUCGGCGCAAAUCCCGAUCUUUGACACGGCCGACACGGGCAAGUUCAUCAAGGGCAUCGUUCUGAACCGCGAAAAAGUGCUUGGAAAGCGCAUACUGGGUGCAACAGAGUACAUCACGGCCGGCGAGGCCCUUGAGACUUUCAAGAAGGUGUACCCGGAGGCUGGCAAGAAUGCGAAGUACAACCAGCUCACACAUGAUCAGUUCCGUGAUAUCCUUAAGAGCCAGGGAUUGCCGGACUUCGCUGCGGAGGAGAUGCUGCAAAAUUUCAGACUCCUGGAUGAGUUUGGCUACUAUGGCGGCGAGAAGCUGGAUGAGUCGCACGCGAUCGUCGAGGAUAAGCUGACGACGUGGGAGGAUCACGUGAAGGCUGCAAAGGCUUUUGCUGGGCUGCAGUGA